This is a messenger RNA of Impatiens glandulifera, 413 nucleotides long. RefSeq lists its product as uncharacterized. The coding region runs from base 81 to 413 and encodes 110 amino acids. NCBI's taxonomy places the organism in Eukaryota, Viridiplantae, Streptophyta, Magnoliopsida, Ericales, Balsaminaceae. The record is from RefSeq and is a predicted model, not a curated record. The transcript has 3 exons.
AGAACUCAUUCUUAAGUUCAUUUGUGUAGAUUUACACAAAUGUGGAAACCGGUAAGAAUCUCUAUGCCAAGACAGAAGUUAUGCGCUACAUUAACAGGAACAACAUUACACAAGAGAGUCCUCAACAACCGGCUCAGUGGAGCUCUCCUCAACAGCCAACUCCUCUACAACAGGUUCAGUGGAGCUCUCCUCAACAGCCAAUUCCACUACAACAGGUUCGGUGGAGCACUCCGCCACAGCCAAGUCAGCAAGAGAGGGUGACCACAGAAGAUGAAGCUAAUAACGGAACAUUGCCAACAAAUGAAAUGCUGGACGGGUUGCCUUCUGGAUGGAGAAUCGAGGUGAAAUCUUGUAAAAGUGGUGCACAUAAAGGGAGAGAGUACAAGGCAAUGGCACUAAUUGUGCCCGCAUAG